Messenger RNA from Zingiber officinale, 666 nucleotides. RefSeq lists its product as uncharacterized. The record is from RefSeq and is a predicted model, not a curated record. Bases 1 to 666 code for a protein of 221 amino acids. Gene Ontology annotation, molecular function: nucleic acid binding; zinc ion binding. The transcript has a single exon. NCBI's taxonomy places the organism in Eukaryota, Viridiplantae, Streptophyta, Magnoliopsida, Zingiberales, Zingiberaceae.
AUGUUGAAGAGCAAGUUUGACACCCUUCGGAUGAAGGAGACCGAGACGAUUGAUGAGUUUCCUGGCAAACUCAGCUCCAUGAGCAGCAAGUUAUCCACUCUUGGUGCCACGCUUAAAGAUUCCUCUUUGGUAAAGAAGUUGCUUGAUUCUAUCCCUAAUAAGUUCUUCCCUAUUGUUGUCGGUAUUGAACAGUUUCACGAUCUUGAGACAAUACCAUUUGAGGAGACUAUUGGGCGACAGAAGGCGUAUGAGGAACGAACACUACAAUUACGCGGCAACACCAACGGCAUUGAAGGUGAGCUCCUACUUACUCAUGCCAAAUGGCAAAUGCGACAGAAGGGGAGCAACGUGGACACUUCGUCAGGAGGCAAGGGGAGUGGGUCCAGCAGCCCUAGUCGUGGAAAAUGGCGUGGGCGUGGGCGGGGGUGCAAUCGUGGUCGUGGUACGCCGAGCCAAGACAGUGCAGGAGGCACUAGCAGCAACGGCAGAGGCACUCGUGACAAGAGUUGUAUAAAGUGUUUCAAUUGUGAGAAAAUGGGACAUUAUGCAUCCGAAUGCUACAACAAGCAUCGUGAUGAUGAGGCUCACCUCACUUGUGCCACCGAUGAAGAGCCAGCACUGAUGAUGACCGUGUCCCACGAGGAGUCUGACACUAGGCGUGAGUAG